This is a messenger RNA of Acytostelium subglobosum LB1, 936 nucleotides long. RefSeq lists its product as hypothetical. Gene Ontology annotation, molecular function: hydrolase activity, acting on ester bonds. The coding region runs from base 1 to 936 and encodes 311 amino acids. Lineage: Eukaryota; Evosea; Eumycetozoa; Acytosteliales; Acytosteliaceae. Gene Ontology annotation, cellular component: cytoplasm. The record is from RefSeq and is a predicted model, not a curated record. The transcript is spliced from 4 exons.
AUGUUGUCUGGUGAUAUGAUCAGUGGCUACAACAAGAACUUUCUGAAUCUAUCCCUAUACCAUGAGGUGUGGCAUAUGCUCACAUCUCCAAUGAUUGAAAGGAAUAUACCAUGGUCAAUCACCUUUGGAAAUCACGACGCAGAGGGAUUGUACUCUGGCAGCAUGUUGGUCGACUUGGAUAGACAGCAUAGCGCGGAGCUUAGUUUGUCACAGCAUGGAUCGAUCAAUGGAGUUGGCGAAACGAAUUAUAUUCUUCCAAUCUUGUCGUCGAACCCGACCGACCAGGACAAGGUGGCAUCACUCAUUUAUAUAUUCGACAGUGACAAUCCUGGAUGUGGACGAUUAGGUGACUGGGGCUGCAUCAGGCCUCAGCAGGUGGAGUGGUACCAGCAACAGAGUGACCUACAUAAUCGUGUGCCAUCAGUUGCAUUCGUCCAUGUGCCACCGGUUGAAGUGAUCGAUCUUUGGAGCAACUUUGAUGUAUAUGGCGACUUUGGCGAUGCAUCAGUAUGCUGCUACAACACAUCACACUCUCGAUUCAUUGACGCAAUGAUUGAGCGACAGGACAUCAAGGGACUAUACUUUGGCCACGAUCACAAGAAUGACUUUCAUGGCGAUUACCAUGGCAUUGACUUGGGAUAUGGAAGGAAGACUGGCUAUGGCUCCUAUGAUCCAAAGUACACACAAGGUGCAAGGGUAAUACUAUUACAAGAGACACCACAAUUUCAAUUAUCCACAUGGAUACGAAAUGUCUAUGGCAAGGUCGAAGAGCAGAAAUUGCAUCGACCACAACAAGGUCUGAAAUUAUAUUGUUGUGUUGUUGCAGACACUGAUAACAAGUAUUCUUGGGUAAUAUUUAUGACAGUACUCCUAACAAUCAUGUUGAGCAUGAUGUUCGUAGUUCCGGUGUUUUGGAUACCCCUGAGUCCCGAAUAG